AUGAAUUUUUCUACAGUAGAAGGUAUUAAUAACAUCGUUGCUAGAGAUCUGACUUCACUCUCUAAACAAGAUUUUGUGGACUAUGAUACAUCUUACAACCAAAGAUGUAAUGGAGGUCUUAUGUAUUAUGGGUUCCAGUUUAUUUUUAAGAAGGAUGGAAUCGAUGAAGAUGACCCAUACAAGGCUAAAGAUGGCAAAUGUAAUGUGAACAACCAAGGAUUUUCAGAAUGGUGGGCCCGUUUCUCACUGGAAGGAAAUGUAUCUCCAUAUGUUGGGUCUCCAAGUAGUCAAGAACAACACAACACAAAUCUGGAUGUUAAUACCAACGUCAAGAGAAGAAGAGGAGGGGGUCAGAAAGCUGGAAAAGCAGCGAGAGACGCAACCCAAAGAGCAGCAGUAGAAGGAGGUUCAAACGAGUUCAACUAUUCUGAGUACAAGGAAUUCGUGAUGAAGGUAAACAAGAUAGAAACAGGGGCCAUGGCAUUGCGAUAA
Papaver somniferum (opium poppy) is the source of this 492-nucleotide messenger RNA. RefSeq lists its product as uncharacterized. The transcript is spliced from 2 exons. NCBI's taxonomy places the organism in Eukaryota, Viridiplantae, Streptophyta, Magnoliopsida, Ranunculales, Papaveraceae. Gene Ontology annotation, molecular function: cysteine-type peptidase activity. Bases 1 to 492 code for a protein of 163 amino acids. The record is from RefSeq and is a predicted model, not a curated record. Gene Ontology annotation, biological process: proteolysis.